Molecule: messenger RNA, 858 nt
Organism: Radiomyces spectabilis
Lineage: Eukaryota; Fungi; Mucoromycota; Mucoromycetes; Mucorales; Radiomycetaceae
Product: Tctex-1 family-domain-containing protein
Exons: 5
Coding region: 42-410 (122 amino acids)
Biological process (GO): microtubule-based movement
Cellular component (GO): cytoplasmic dynein complex; cytoplasm
Molecular function (GO): dynein intermediate chain binding
Source: RefSeq, a predicted model, not a curated record
UGUGAAUCUCCAUCGUUUACAGUACAUCAACAGCAGAUAUCAUGGAAACUUCUACCGCCGUGUCCACCAAAGGCCCUCAAGCCGCCGAUGAGAAGACCAAAUUCAACACAGAGGAAGCGUUGGCCAUCAUCAAGGAGACAGUAGAAGCCACUAUUCAGGACGCCGAAUAUUCUCACAGCAAGGUACCUACCUGGAAUUCCGCCAUCAUUGUCUCUUCCUUAAAAAAGCUAAAGGAGAUGAAUCAAAACUACAAGUAUGUCGUAACUUGCCUAAUCAUGCAAAAAAAUGGAGCGGGAUUUUAUGCUGGAAGUUCGGUAUAUUGGGACAAUCUUCAUGAUGGCAGUGCAAGUCAUCGACACGAGACAAAAUCCUUAUAUGCGAUCGUCAAUGUUUUUGGUUUGAGUGUAUAAAUAAAACACCCACAGUUAACUUUUAUUUUUUUUCCCAUCAUCACUCCCGGAAGAAGCUCAAGGUCACAAAAUGUAUGAUCUAUUAUUGAAACAUAUUCUUGUAAGCGCGAGUUUGGAUCUAUAUAAAUAUAAAAGACUCGUGGAUCAUCCGAUUGGGAUGUUCUACACACAAAAGCUGGGCGAGAUGUCAUUCAAGGAGAUCGAUUUCAUAUCAAAGCCUACGGCUUCGAAUCCUUUUUGAAUCUCCUCAAUCUUGGCAGGUGCACUGACAACCACCACAUUGGAUGUACCCGGGUUGAACAUAUGGACAAGGUAUUUGUUCAAAACUCGCUGCAAAUCAUCCAUGGUGACGUUCUGAACGGGGGAGAUAAUGCAUCAGUAUUAUUUUAAGACUCAGAAAAGCUGUAUUGCCCCCCGUUACGUACCUGAAUAGCGCUCAUGAUGUCUC